UCAUAAAAAAUGUUUAAAGAUAGUUUUAAAUAUUACAAGGCACGUCAACCCGCUCCUGAUCUAAAAGACGUGAUUGAUGUACAUAAUUCUGACAAUAAAAACGUUAGAAAAAUCACAGUAUUUGCAGCUGAUUGUCAAAAUGAUUUAUCGUUGUAUUUGGGAUUAAAACCUGUUGAAGGAUGGAGUGCGUUUGACUUCAUAAACAUACCAGGACUUUUAUUCAUAAAAAAUCCUUUUACGCCAAGUGGACAAAGAAAUUGGAUUGUAAAAUGUUUAAAAAAUUACACGAAAAAACCGAAUAUUUUAAACAUCGAUGCACAUGGAUUUUUGAACGACGACAAGACUUGGUGGGACGAGAGUUUUGGAGCAGCAUCAAAAACAGACUUGUUAGCAAAAUUACGAUGGGCUACCCUUGGUUACCACCAUAAUUGGGACACAAAACAUUAUGCGGAAAAUUUUAAAACAGAAAUACCUCAAGAUCUGAAAGAUUUGACCAGUGUGUUUGCAACUGCCCUAGGCUUCAACAAAUUCAAUGCAGAAGCUGCAAUAAUAAAUUAUUACAGAAUGAAUUCAACUCUAGCUGGUCACACGGACCAUUCUGAGAUUUAUCUCGAAGCACCGUUGUUUUCCGUAAGCUUCGGUCAAACAGCCGUUUUUCUCAUAGGAGGCUUAAAAUUAGAAGACCCAGCUCAUGCCCUCUUAUUGAGAAGUGGCGAUGUCGUUGUCAUGUCGGGAAAUUCUAGAUUAAGAUAUCAUGGCGUUCCAAGAAUUCUAUACGGCGAUUCUGCUCCGUGGGAGUCGAAUGAUCAAUCCCUUGGAGAAUGCAACGAUUGGAAACGCGCAAAAAGUUACAUUUCCGAAGCUAGAAUCAACUUAAAUAUAAGGCAGGUUCUGAAACCUGGCCAAUCGGCUUUGUGA
This is a messenger RNA of Copidosoma floridanum, 918 nucleotides long. It is a transcript of the gene AlkB, whose product is annotated as alpha-ketoglutarate-dependent dioxygenase AlkB. Gene Ontology annotation, biological process: oxidative RNA demethylation. The record is from RefSeq and is a predicted model, not a curated record. Gene Ontology annotation, cellular component: cytoplasm; nucleus. Gene Ontology annotation, molecular function: ferrous iron binding; oxidative RNA demethylase activity; broad specificity oxidative DNA demethylase activity. NCBI's taxonomy places the organism in Eukaryota, Metazoa, Arthropoda, Insecta, Hymenoptera, Encyrtidae.